Centruroides sculpturatus (bark scorpion) is the source of this 1505-nucleotide messenger RNA. Its product is annotated as AP-4 complex subunit sigma-1-like. The transcript is spliced from 6 exons. Bases 27 to 512 code for a protein of 161 amino acids. Gene Ontology annotation, biological process: protein transport; vesicle-mediated transport. Lineage: Eukaryota; Metazoa; Arthropoda; Arachnida; Scorpiones; Buthidae. The record is from RefSeq and is a predicted model, not a curated record. Gene Ontology annotation, cellular component: intracellular membrane-bounded organelle.
AUUGAAUUGAAAUUUCUCUUUACAAUAUGAUCAAUUUCCUGUAUAUAGUCAGUACCAGAGAGAAUCUGUGCAGCUCUUAUUACUUCCAGUAUGUAGAUAAAAGUGAUAGAGCUGCAUUAGAGUCUGAUGUGGUCAAAAAGUGUGUUUCUGCUAGAGACUCUAAGUGUUCAUUUCUCGAAUACAAGGAAUAUAAAAUUAUCCAUCGUCAGUAUAACACUCUUCUUUUCAUUGUUGGAACGGAUGAAGAGGAGAAUGAACUUGCUAUUUAUGAAUUCAUCCAGUUAUUCGUUGAAGCUUUGGAUAAAUAUUUCAAUACCGUGAAUGAACAACAUCUACACGAGCAUCAAGAUACAGUUCGUAUAAUUCUUCAAGGGAUGAUCGUGAAUGGCUAUUUAGUAGAAACUAAUUUUAAUAAAAUAUUCUCACUCUUGCAUAUGGUGGAGAGACACGGGAGCGCAAAAAAGUUCAUCGAGCAGACCUCUGCACAAGUCACAAAGUGUCUUUGUCUGUGAUUGAAGUUCAAACCAACUGUAUGAUCACUGAACAUAUUUUGCAAAUAGGCACAACUUGGCAAAGCUGAUGUCAAGACAAAGCCAGAAUUUUGAAAUUUGAUCUAUAGACUAAAAUAUUUGAGGUCAAAGUUUGCCAUGUAAAGUCUAUGAGUCGAUUGCCAGUAGUAAGUGCGUCAUGUGUUACAAUUCAAUCGAAUUUCUUAUUGCUGUCAAAUGAAUCAAUCUCUACAAUUUUUUAUUUUGGAUUUAGAUCAGUUUUAAACACAUUCUUUUGCAGUUUAGUUUUCUAUGCCAUAGAACCAUUUCAUUUUCCUAGAAAAUACAAAGCGAUAUUUUAAGCAUUCCCAAUAAUAGAUGCAGGUCGAUAAAGGGAAAAUUCAUGAUUACAACUAUAACCUGAAUAAUUUUAUUUGUUUUAUUAUAAAACUCUGCUACGUCAGUUACUUAAAAUAAUAAAAAAUUUGCAAUAUAUGACCGAUACACUUUUUUUGCACACAAAUAAAUGGGGCAUUUUUACACCAGUCGUGUUAACUGGCAAUAGUGCUUUCAGGUAAACAAUUUCAUGACAUUUCUAGUGUUAAACAUAGCCUGAAAAUGACACUGCAAUUUAACUUGUUAAAAAUAAUUUACUAAUAUGUAAUGACUUCAGAUAUUGUUACCAUUAAAUGGCUGAUAUGCUUUAAUGAUUACUGGUUAUAAAAAUGCUUAUUUAUGACGUUUCAUCAGCUUCAAUGUGCGCCUGAUAACAUUUAGAUUGCUAAUGAGUGCUUGUUAAGUGCUUUAAACAUUGAUAAUUUUAAUUGUUAUUUGCUCAUGAUGCAGUAAUUGCUGGUAUUUAUUCAAUGUACUAACUGUUAAAGAUUGUUGGGGACACAGUACCAGACAAAUUAUAUAAUCUAUAUAAAUAAAAAUGUAAAUGUUUGUUCAAAAUCUUAAAUCUCCAAAAGUUCUUAACUGAUUGCUUUGAAAUUUUGACACAACGUUGCAUUUGAA